Paramuricea clavata is the source of this 669-nucleotide messenger RNA. NCBI's taxonomy places the organism in Eukaryota, Metazoa, Cnidaria, Anthozoa, Malacalcyonacea, Plexauridae. The record is from the annotation of a GenBank genome assembly.
AUGAUGCUUAUUCGCAAAGUUCUUGAGGCGAGAACAGAUCCAUACCUGGCAAUACUUGAUUAUCGUCACACACCUACGCAAGGGAUGGAGUCUAGCCCUGUACAACGAUUGAUGAACCGUAGAACAAGGACACUUGUUCCUACAACAGCGACACUCCUUCAACCAAGAGUAGCAGGUCGAAACAGGGAGAUUAGAGACUUAAACAAGCGGCAGGGGCAACAAGCUAAAUAUUACAACCGAACUGCGAAAGAUUUACCCAAGUUAGAAGAGGGGGAAAUGGUACGAAUGAAACCAUUUCGAAAGGGGAAGAAAACAUGGGACAAAGCCAUGGUAACUACCAGACUAGAUGAAAGAUCUUACAUCGCUGAAACGCCAGAAGGAAAGAGUUACCGCCGAAACCGAGGUCACUUGAAGAAAUCAGCAGAGAAGCUGACGAGAAAUGAGCCUAUCUUAAUAGACGAGCAGUCGAACGAGCAAUCAGUGGAAGGGGAUGCACUGCAAUCCAGCACCCCGCUACUAGACGUGUCAACAACAUUGGUACCAUCACCCAGGAAAUCACCCCGUCCGACGGAGGAAGAACCAUGUACAGAACAAUCGAAAAUUCACCCUGAAGUAAGGCCACAGCGUACCGGAAGUGCUCCAGAGUACCUUAAGUAUUAUGUUCGUUAG